AUGAACGGUUUCUUUUCAUUUCAGAAGCAACUGAAGGAGAAAAUACUCCACCUGGCCCGAGAGGAAUAUUUGCGAGUUCGAAAUUUGAUUAAUCGUGGUCUGCUAUCCGAAGAAGAGAUUGUCUGUCUGAAGAAAGAGUAUUCAACAAAACCGCCCAGCUGGAUCCCUCGAAUGCAGAUAAGGAAACCAGUGGAAAAAUCUCUACGCCCGUACACAUAUAUCCCAGAGAUUCCUGUACAGCAACGUGAAUACGACAGUCUGCACAAUCUGUUGUUUGAUAACGAUGAUGCUGAUGAUGAUAAUGAUGAUGAUGAUGAUGAUGAUGACGAUGAUGAUGAUGACGAUGAUGAUGAAUUCGGUGGCUUUUAUUUUCUUAACUGA
Echinostoma caproni is the source of this 381-nucleotide messenger RNA. The record is from the annotation of a GenBank genome assembly. NCBI's taxonomy places the organism in Eukaryota, Metazoa, Platyhelminthes, Trematoda, Plagiorchiida, Echinostomatidae.